Molecule: messenger RNA, 2359 nt
Organism: Hymenoscyphus albidus
Lineage: Eukaryota; Fungi; Ascomycota; Leotiomycetes; Helotiales; Helotiaceae
Source: the annotation of a GenBank genome assembly
CACUAAUUUCGCACGAAAGAAUAUAAUCACGCGCCCUUAACAAGACGCUGGAUAAUCUUCUCACAUACAGUUCCAAGAUACGCACGUGGCUUUAGACUCGCCCUCAAAAGCCAAUUUCAUUACAGAUAAUGGAUUCGUGAGUCACAUGAUUGAAUCUGAUUUGAUCAAGAUGGCCAAACACUCAUUAUAAGUCAGAUCAAUUUCCCUGUAGCACCGCGAGGAGGAAGACGAAAUUUCGUUUGAGCAAGAUGCUUCUCCCCUCCCAGUCUCUCAAACGGGUUCAGAUUCAUGGCAGGAGUAUACAAUGGAGAAUCCCAGGAACCCAAAUAUUCGCCUGGAAAAGCAACCCCUUUUCGAUGCCAUUGAAAACGCCAUUGCGUUCUUAUUCUCCGACUUCGACACCGUCAGUGCCCUCGGCUAUAGCGCGCAUACCAAAGCUAAGGAUAAAAACUCCUGAAUACCAACAUAACGAAAUGACGCUCAGAGUGGGUGAUUGCGUGGAAUUGACUGAUAGGAGGUUUUUGAUAAUUGUUUAUUUUGAGCCUGUGAGACAAUUCGGAUGUUUCGUUUAUCGAUAUAUGUUGCAGCAGACUAGUCAAUUAGAAGGGACCUUGACUGUACGGAGAAACGAGCUGUUCUAUGAUCUGGAACUGGAUACUAAUACAGGUUUGCUAUUUUACGCAAAGGCAAAAGUGGAUUUUGUGCAGGCAGUUCGAACUCUGGUAAGUACAAAUCAAACAAAUCCCGCAACGAAGAACGCAGGAAAGGACGAUAUAUAUGUUGCCCGAUGGGAGCGAAUUAUUGAAAAAGACAAUCCUCAGGACAUUGAGAACAAUCGAAAUACGUUGACAAUAUUCCAACCUGUGUCAAAAGACCUGUGUUCUCCAGGGGGCUGAGUCAGUAGAGUGGGGAAACGACUUGAGCCGAAUAUUAAGUCCCUUUUGGGGCAAGCUAGCAAUCCAAUGUACAAAAGAAAUAGUAGGUCUUGCUAUACUUGCAACUUCUGAGGGCUAACGAUCUCAGAGAACACCCCGAAUAUCACGAACAAUUGUUUGAAGGUGAAAUACAGUUAUGGUGAUUUUUGCAAGUGUCUCCUGCCCAAUAUCAGCACCAGAGACCAAGCUGACUGCAGCUAGUCUGUGGAGCGGGGGGCGCCACUCUUGGGGCCCAUAAAGCUGGGUUCGAUAUCAAAUGUGGUAUGGAUAAGGACUCAAAUGCCGCCCAAACCUGGGAGAAAAACUUCCCACAAGCAACCCAUUACAGGGAAGCGGCGGAAGACUUCGUCGCCAACAAAACGCGAGAUUAUCACGUUGACGUCUUACAUAUGUCUCCGCCUUGCCAGUAAGUCUCCAGAAGUAACGUGAAACCUGCAGCAAGAAGGGAUAACGAAGACAUGAAUACUUUACGUAAUGCUGGGAACAUACUUGAUGUGGCAACACCAAGGAUCGCAGUUAUGGAACAGGUACCCGGGUUUCAUGAACACAGAAACAGAAAAAACGGCAUCAAGAUAUUUCAGGAAGUCUUGAACCACUUUACACGACGGGGGUAUUCGAUCACUUGGCAAGUCUUGGACGGUGCCAACUAUGGUCUACCUGCAUCCCGCCGGAUAUUUAUUUUGAUGGCUGCUGCGUAAGUUAUAAAGAGUCAUGGCAGACUUUGAUUAUUAACCAAGAUAGACCCGGUGAAAUGCUCCCCGAUUUUCCCAAGCCGACGCAUUCUGGCUUUUCAGGAUCAAAGUAUGAUGGACUUCUGCCUUUUGCUACGGAAGCUGAAAUUCUGGACUCAAUCGCAGCAGACGCACCCAACCACGAUUUGGCGCGAGCUAGGGAUAAUCUGACAUUGGAACCAGAACCUCGGGACCCCAAGGAGCUGAUGCAAUGCAUUAUGACCGAUGGUGGGAAGAGCAAAUACUUUUAUGAUGGGUCGCGGAAAAUGACGGAUCGCGAAUUGGCUGCCUGUCAAAGUUUUCCAAAUAAUUACGAGCUUUUUGGUAAAACCACCUCAGUCAGGACCCAAAUUGGAAACGCAGUUGCACCAAUCUUUGCGGAAGCCAUAUACGGUCGUGUGAGAAAAAGCUUGGAGGACUUUGAUGCGUUGAAUGCGAAAUAUAACUCCAAAUCCGAAGAAGACAAGAACGAUGUGGAGAUGGGAAACGAUAGAGUCCUGGGUUUGAUGAAGAACCUGAGUCUGGCGACUUCCGAGUUGGACGAUGACUCGAAGAAGAUAAACGUCAAGGUCCGUAUCUAAUGACGAUCAAGAAGGAGGAUUCUAUGAGCGUGAAUCAAUUGCGGAAAGGCUGAAUUCUUUCAACAUUUGAAUCUUACUCUUAGGGUUGAAGUUUGGGGAAGAUAUGUAUGUG